This is a messenger RNA of Panicum hallii, 1861 nucleotides long. Its product is annotated as 3-oxoacyl-[acyl-carrier-protein] synthase, mitochondrial. NCBI's taxonomy places the organism in Eukaryota, Viridiplantae, Streptophyta, Magnoliopsida, Poales, Poaceae. The record is from RefSeq and is a predicted model, not a curated record. Gene Ontology annotation, biological process: fatty acid biosynthetic process. Gene Ontology annotation, molecular function: 3-oxoacyl-[acyl-carrier-protein] synthase activity. The coding region runs from base 63 to 1475 and encodes 470 amino acids. The transcript is spliced from 13 exons.
UGCUACACCGGCUGCUACUGCCGCCUCGUCUCGUCCGUUCUCAAGCCGCUGCCCGGCGCCUGAUGAGCUGCCUCCGCCGCACUCGCCACACCCCCCUCUUCCGCCUCCGCCGGGGCUUCUCUGGCUCCUCGGCGGCGAUGGGGGUGGGAGCGGAGGCGCUCCCUCCGCCGCGGCCUUCCGCGGGCCGCCGCGUGGUCGUGACGGGGCUGGGCGCCGUCACGCCACUGGGGCGCGGCGUGGGCGCCACCUGGGACCGCCUCGUCGCGGGGAGGUGCGCGGUGCGCUCGCUCGCCGCGGAGGACCUCCGCCUCCCGGCGGAGACGGCGGGGAGGACGCUUGAGCAGCUCCCGUCCAGGGUCGUCGCCGCCGUGCCGCGCGGGAAGGGCAAGGACGAGUUCGACGAGGAGGCGUGGACCAAGGAGAAAUCUAUAUCAGGAUUUAUAUCCUAUGCUCUCUGUGCAGCUGAUGAGGCUUUGAGAGAUGCAAAUUGGUUGCCUUCAGAAGAUGACAAGAAAGAAAGAACGGGAGUCUCUAUUGGUGGAGGGAUUGGAAGCAUCUCCGACAUUUUAGAUGCAUCACAAAUGAUCAUUGAAAAUCGUUUGCGUCGCCUCAGCCCAUACUUCAUACCAAAGAUUUUGAUCAACAUGGCAUCAGGCCACGUCAGCAUGAGAUAUGGUUUCCAGGGUCCAAACCAUGCUGCUGUGACAGCUUGUGCCACCGGUGCUCACUCUAUUGGUGAUGCUACACGGAUGAUUCAAUUUGGAGAUGCUGAUGUGAUGGUGGUUGGUGGAACAGAGUCCAGUAUCGAUGCUUUGUCUAUAGCUGGAUUUUCUAGGUUAAGGGCAUUGUCUACAAAAUAUAACUCAUCUCCAUGUUCAGCUUCAAGGCCAUUUGAUUGUGGUAGAGAUGGAUUUGUGAUUGGUGAAGGCUGUGGCGUCAUGGUUUUGGAGGCACUGAAUCAUGCUAAGGAACGGGGUGCAAAAAUUUAUGCUGAAAUUCGAGGCUACGGAAUGUCUGGUGAUGCACACCACAUAACUCAGCCACAACACGAUGGUAGAGGUGCUAUCUUAGCCAUGAAGCGGGCUUUAGAUCAGUCAGGACUUAAUGCAAGUGAAAUUGAUUAUGUGAAUGCACAUGCAACAUCAACUCCUCUCGGCGACGCUGUGGAGGCGAACGCAAUCAAAACCAUCUUCCGUGAUUACGCAGCAUCUGGUGAUCUUGCAUUAUCCUCAACAAAGGGAGCAAUUGGUCAUCUUCUAGGGGCAGCUGGGUCAGUGGAAGCGAUCUUCACCGUGCUAGCGAUCCACCAUGGAGUCGCCCCGCCUACGCUCAACCUGGAGCAGCCGGACCCACUGUUUGAAGGCGCGUUCACGCCAUUAUCUGCAGCAAGGAAGAUGCCGAUACGAGCGGCCAUCUCCAACUCCUUCGGGUUCGGUGGAACCAACACCUCGCUGCUGUUCUCGUCCCCGCCCUAGUCGGAACAGCACUGCCCUUUUUUUUGCCUGAAGAGCUGCACCAGAAUAUUCAGAGAUUCUUCUGAGGAAACACCGGAAGGCACCAUUCGCGUUGAGCUGAAGCUGAUGUUUUCUGGCUGACCCUUCUGUUCAUUCUGUUCACCAACCCACCCCUCUCUCUUGUGCCCGCUUUGUGCUACCGAACAUUCCUAGGUUAGCAACGGUGACUGUUGAGACUUGAGGCACCUGCGGUUGCGUGUCUUCCAUUGGAUUUUGCAUCGCCACACACCCACACGCGUGGUUUUGUCUGUACCACACGAUGGAUCCCGUUAGGGUUACAUGUUUGGUGAUAUUUUAGAGAAAAAUAUGGUCGAAAUUAAAAAGAUAACUACUCCAUUCGUUUCAAA